Carassius gibelio (silver crucian carp) is the source of this 4952-nucleotide messenger RNA. It is a transcript of the gene herc4, whose product is annotated as HECT and RLD domain containing E3 ubiquitin protein ligase 4. The transcript has 24 exons. Gene Ontology annotation, cellular component: cytoplasm. Gene Ontology annotation, biological process: ubiquitin-dependent protein catabolic process; protein ubiquitination. Gene Ontology annotation, molecular function: ubiquitin protein ligase activity. The coding region runs from base 274 to 3429 and encodes 1051 amino acids. Lineage: Eukaryota; Metazoa; Chordata; Actinopteri; Cypriniformes; Cyprinidae. The record is from RefSeq and is a predicted model, not a curated record.
AUGCUUGUGUCGUCACAUCCGGUGUCACAAAGGCUCUAGAAUAUUACCGUCGCUUCGCGUUCAUUCUACUGUGUGUAUUUAAGCGCGUGUCCUGCUGCUGGCGCUCUUUCAGUCUGUCAUGACUUCACAAAAUAUAUCUACAUUAACGUUCAUGUAAGCAUAACCCCUGAACGAGUGCUGGACGCGUCUACAAGAGCGUUAUAUUACAUAUCAACAGCGGCUGGACCUGUAGGUCUUCACCUGUGGUAGAGAGCGGCCUCACGGCCCGUCGUCAUGCUGUGCUGGGGGAAUGCCUCGUAUGGGCAGCUGGGUUUGGGUGGGAUUGAUGAGGAGAUAGUCCUGGAGCCCAGGAAAUGUGAGUUCUUGGAGGGCAAGCGUGUGAGGGAUGUGGGAUGCGGCAGACGUCAUAGCGUCUUUCUGCUUGAGGACGGGACGGUGUACACCUGUGGCUGCAAUGACCUGGGACAGCUGGGGCAUGACAAAGCACGCAAGAAACCAGAACAGGUCAUGUCUCUGGAUGCUCAGAACAUCGUGGCUGUGUCUUGUGGUGAAGCUCAUACUCUGGCUCUGAAUGAUAAAGGACAAGUGUUUGCAUGGGGUCUGGGCUCAGAUGGGCAGCUCGGCCUUUCAAACAUUGAAGAUCGUAUACGUAUACCAAGAACUGUGAAGAGUUUAUCAGAGAUUCACAUUGCCCAGGUGGCCUGUGGAAACUGCCAUUCCCUUGCUUUAGCCAGAGGAGGUCAGAUAUUCUCCUGGGGCCAAAAUAAAUAUGGACAGCUGGGUCUCGGGAACCAGGGAGCCAGCGUCUCCUCCCCACAAGUCAUUCAGUCUUUGCAUGGCGUCCCGUUUUCCCAGAUAUCCGCAGGGGGCGCUCACAGCUUCGGGCUCACGCUGUCUGGAGCUGUUUUCGGCUGGGGGCGAAACAAGUUUGGCCAGCUGGGCCUCAGUGACAAUGAUGAUCGCUGUUUCCCUGCUUUGCUGAAGACUCUCAGGUCGCAGCGGGUGGUGUACAUUAGCUGUGGAGAGGACCACACGGCUGUACUAACAAAGGAAGGAGGUGUGUUUACAUUUGGAGCUGGAGGUUACGGUCAGCUGGGACACAACAGCACAAACCAUGAGGUGAACCCUAGGAAGGUGUUUGAACUCAUGGGGAAUGUGGUUGCACAGAUAGCUUGUGGUAGGCAGCACACUUUGGCGUUCAUCCCCUCAUCGGGAAAGAUUGACUCGUUUGGUCUCGGUGGUAACGGACAGCUAGGAACCCGCUCGACCUGCAAUAGGAUAAGCCCCGCCCCUGUGAAGGGCUGCUGGCGAGCACACACUGAUCCUGUGCCUGUGGAAGGAGAGGCGGAGCAGAGUUUCUGUGUGAAGAGGAUUUACGCUGGAGGAGACCAGAGCUUUGCUCACUACGUGUUACCUCAGGACGACAGCCCUCCAGUUGACCUGAGGAUAACCAGACCUGAUGGACAGAUAUAUACGCUCAGUGAUGACCUCAUCCAGAAAUGGCUCAAUCACGGCCAUGGGAGACUAUCACCAGAAAUCACCAAUGAGAUUGAUCUUGUGUUCUCUUCAGCAAGUUGUCUCAAUGGAAGCUUUCUGUCUGGAAGUAAUCCAGAUCACUACAGCACUAACAGUAAGUGCUCAGGUGUAGACAUUAACACGGCUCGCCUGCUCUACCACAGACUCAUCCAGCCUGAUUACCCACAAAUCUCACAAAUUGUAGCUGCUAGUUUGGAGAAGAAUCUCCUCCCCAGACUGAGCAGUUCUCCUCCAGACAUCGAGGCUUUGAGGCUGUUCCUCACGCUGCCCGAGUGUCCGCUCCUCAGUAACCCCAACAACUUCACAACCCUCACUAUUCCCUUCGCCAACACCGUCGUAAGCCUGAAGGACGCCCCCCUCAAAGUGCUCGGAAACUGGUGGUCAAAGUUUGAGCCAGCGGUCUUCCAGAGGUUGGUGGAGCUGUACAAGGAGGUGGUGGUGUAUCUACUGCGGAUGCAGAAACUGGGAAUUCCUCUUUCUGAACAGAGGAUCUUCACCUGCUUCCUGCACACCUCGCUCAAAUUCCUGGAGAUCCUCCACUCGGUUAAUGAGCGUGCUGGCCAGAUCAUCCAGUAUGAUAAGUUUUAUAUUCACGAGCUGGAUGAGCUGAUUGACGUCAGGAAUGAUUAUGUCACCUGGUUUCAGCAGCAGAUGUUCUCUGUGGUCAUGGACUCUCAGGUGACCAUGUGCAAAUACCCAUUUGUUUUUGACGCUCAGGCAAAGACGGCGCUGCUCCAGACUGAUGCUGUGAUCCAGAUGCAGAUGGCGGUGGAUCAGGCUCAGAGACAGAACUUACACUCUCUGUUUCUGUCCGGUGGAGGAGUGGAGUCAGUAAACCCCUGCCUCAUCCUCAUCGUACGCCGAGAAAACGUGGUCGGGGACUCCAUGGAGGUGCUGAGGAAGUCCAAAAACGUUGAUUACAAGAAGCCACUGAAGGUGAUCUUCGUUGGAGAGGAGGCCGUGGACGCCGGUGGUGUGAGAAAAGAGUUCUUCCUGCUCAUCAUGAAAGAACUCUUGGACCCUAAAUAUGGGAUGUUCAGAUUCUACGAGGAGUCCAGACUCAUCUGGUUCGCUCACAAGACGUUUGAAGACAUCGAUCUGUUCCAUCUGAUCGGUGUGGUCUGUGGAUUGGCCAUCUAUAACCUCACUAUAGUGGAGCUGAACUUCCCGCUAGCGCUGUACAAGAAACUCCUGAAGAAAACUCCUACUCUAGAGGACCUGAAGGAGCUCAUGCCCGACGUAGGAAGGAGUCUUCAGCAGCUGCUGGAUUAUACAGAAGAUGAUCUGGAAGAGGCUUUCUGCCUGAAUUUCACAAUCACAGAGGAAAUGUUUGGCACCACUGAAGUUUUGGAGCUGGUUCCCAACGGGACAGACAUCAGUGUCAACAAGUCCAACAGGCAGGAGUUUGUCAAUGCUUACGUCGAUUAUAUAUUCAACACCUCCGUGGCUCCUCAGUUCAGCGCUUUCUACGCGGGAUUUCACAAAGUGUGUGGAGGGAAAGUUCUAGAGCUUUUCCAGCCCAGUGAACUGCAGGCCAUGGUCAUAGGAAACACCAGUUAUGACUGGAAGGAGUUAGAGAAGAGCACGGAGUAUAAGGAGGAGUACUGGGCCGAUCACCCCACCAUCAAGAUGUUCUGGGAAGUGUUUCACGAGCUGCCUUUGGAGAAGAAGAAACAGUUCCUGUUGUUCCUCACGGGCAGCGACCGAAUCCCCAUCCUGGGCAUGAAGAGCCUGGCGUUAGUGAUCCAGCCCACCGGUGGAGGAGAGGACUAUUUCCCUGUAGCGCACACAUGCUUCAACCUGCUGGAUCUGCCCAAGUACACUAAUAAGGAGACACUGAAAGAGAAACUGCUGCAUGCCAUCGAACACACCCAGGGCUUCAACCUCGUCUGAUGUCAGCCAGCACAAAACCAGCGAUCCACACAGGUACCACAUGCUUCAGCCUGCAGAGUUCAUCGUGUGACUGCCGCCUUUAAGGUUGUUUUCAAAAUUAGCAUAGAAGUGUUUAUUAUGCAUCUGAAUAAUCAUCAGUUACCAUUUGAAUAAAGGCACUUAUCUGUAACUACAGUGUCCCAGUGGGACUGAAAUAUGUAAGCAGUAUUUGUAUAUCAGAGUUUUGUUACUUACUCAAAGUUUGAGUGAUAUUUGUGUGCUAGUGAGCAUUAAACGGCUUCUUUUCUUUUUGCUUUUGAAGUGGGAGAGGGGAUAUAGUUCACCCAAAAAUGUAAAUUAGCUAAAGAUGUGCUCAUCCUCAGGUCAUCCGAGAUCAGGAUGAGUUUGUUUCUUCAUCAGGUUUGGAGAAAUGUGUCAUUGCAUCAGUGUCUCAUCAGUGGAUGCUCUGCAGUGAAUGGGUGCCGUCAGAAUGAGAGUCUGAUAAAAACAUCACAAUAAAAAUAAUGUAAUUUUUCAGCUAGUAUUCAUUUCUGGGAGAAAUACUCCUUUAAACAGGCAACACACUACAGUAAGAUUCUAUACAUUAACAUAAGUAUCAAAAAUGAAGAAAAGUAAUUUACAGAAUUUAUUCAUUUAUAAAUUCACCAUAGUGAACAAAAAAUAACAAAUGUUAAUUUAUAAAAACACUUGUUCAUUAUUCAUUCGAAAUGCAUAAACUACGGUUAUAUUGUAUUAUUAUUACUGUUAAAAUAUGUAAAAAAAAUUACACUGAGAUUAUUAAAUGCUAUUGUUUAUUGCUAAUGAUAGUAUUAACGAAUGUUAGCUUAUACAAUCUUUUUGUGGUGUUGACAGUAAGAAGUGCUUUUUUAUUUCAUUUAUUUACAUAGAAUAUGAUUUUAUUCUAAAUGACUUGACAAACUAGCGCCUCAUGAUGUUGGAUUUGUUAAAUGUGUGACUUUUGAAAGCAUUUUGGCACUUUGUUCAGAUUCACUUCAGGAUGUACUGGAUUAAUAUUGAUGCAGAAUCAAUCGUUCAAAGGAAGUGGUGUGUGUCCUUACAGGAUCUUAAACCACUUUUGUGUCAUGUGCCUUAACUGAAAACACACACAUAGAUUGUUUUGGGGUUUUCGUGUUUAUUUUAAGUUUGAGUAAGUAUCAAAAUCUGAUGAACGUGUCUGAAAACGCUGCUCAUGGCUGUUAUAAUGUUCAUAUGCUGGAGUGGCAAUGCAAAGUCUCACAGGUGUUUAGAAGUUUGCAUGGUUACAGAAUCAAAUAAAAUGCCACUGAUGACAUUCUAAGUAAUAACUCAUGUCCAAUAUUAAUAAUAAGUGAGUCUGAUGGUUGGAGUUGGAAUUAAACUAUAUUAAGUCUUAACCUGCUCAACACACACACACACACACACAUCUAUACUGUGUGAGCUUUUAGUUGCUGUGCCAUUGUGUGAGUGUUGAAGGAAGCAAUUAAACAAAUGCUGACAUUUUUUCUGUGUUUGUAAAUUGUAAAUAAAUGCAUUUUUUUUCUAAA